Molecule: messenger RNA, 501 nt
Organism: Caenorhabditis briggsae
Lineage: Eukaryota; Metazoa; Nematoda; Chromadorea; Rhabditida; Rhabditidae
Exons: 4
Coding region: 1-501 (166 amino acids)
Source: RefSeq, a predicted model, not a curated record
AUGAACCUAAUUUCGAUUUGUACUAUUUCAAUCACAUUGCUCAGCUUAAUUCCAUUGAUUUUCUGCAAGACGAAAGAGAACUUUCGUGGUGAACAUCCGAAUACUUUGAGACAAAGAAGACGUCGGAGGAAGGAGCAGAAACUGAAGGAGAAUACGCCGCCAACCCCAACACCACCAGAGACUCAAAAAUCUGCAACACCUGAAACAAAGUCUGAAAAAGUUGAGAAAAAAGAAAAAGAGGAAAAAUCGGUGGAGCCAACCCAAAGUGACCCGGACCCUGAGGCAAAAUCGAUGCUCAAAAAAUCCAAAGAAUUUUCAGGAAAAAAUAAGCAGAAAUUGCAAGAAAGCAAGGAAUCGGGUAGAAAGAGAUCUCGAGAACCGGUUACAGCCAAAGAAAAAAGUAUGAUGAAGACGACUCAAAAAAAGAAUGGACCCCGAUCAGAGUACAUGGAGGAUCAGAAUGAGGAUGAGACAAUGAUAGGAGUCAAGAGUAUUGAGUGA